AUGCACAGGGUGACCAGGAGGGAUCUGGCAGUAGGCAUGAUCUUCUUAUCACAGACUGUGCUUGGAGUCCUGGGGAAUUUCUCUCUUCUUCGCCAUUAUCUCCUCCUUCACUUUGCUGGGUGCAAGGCAAGGUACACAGAUCUGAUUCUCAGGCACCUGACUAUAGCCAACUCCUUGGUCAUUCUCUCUAACGGAGUCUCCCAGACGAUGGCAGCUUUUGGGUUGAGACAUUUCCCCCAUGAUUUUAGAUGCAAGCUGCUUUUCUUUGUUCAAAGAGUGGCCAGGGGUGUGUCCAUGGAGAGCACCUGCCUCCUGAGUGUCUUCCAGGUCAUCAUGAUCAGCCCCCAGAACUCCAGGUGGGCAGCGCUUAAAAGGAAACCUCCCAAGUACACUGUCCAAUCCACCACCCUGUGCUGGAUCCUGAACAUACUGAUGAAUACCAUUUUUCCUCUUUCUGUGACUGGCAAAUGGAUCAAUGCAAACAUCACGAGGAAAAGUGUUUUUGGACACUGUUGUGCAGUAUUUUACCAUAAACUCACAGCCUCACUGUUUACAGCAUGGCUAUCAUUCACUGAUGUUUUAUCCUUGGGGCUCAUGCUCUGGGCCAGUGGCUCCAUGGUUUAUCUAUACAGGCACAAACAGUGGGUCCGAUACAUUCACACGACCGGUGUCUCCGCCGGGUCCUCCACAGAGUCCAGAGCCAUCCAGAACACCCUUAUCCUGGUGAGCACCUUUGUAUUUUUUUAUACCCUCUCCUCCAUUUGUCAACUUUGUCUGGCUUUUCUAAAUCACACCAGUCAGACGCUGGUGAGCAUGUCUGCAUUCUUUGCUAUGUGUUUUCCUACUCUCAGCCCCUGUGUGCUCUUAAACACAGGUGACUCCAGUAUGUCCAGACUCAGCUUUGCCUGGAUAAGGAAUAACAAAUUAACAAAAACUCCACCCAUCAGUUGGGUGAAUGUGAUGGGUCCCAUGUCCUUCAUCCCGUCUUUCCUCGUCUCCUUGACUUCUGCCUGCCCCAUCCUCUCCACCCAGUCUUUCUGGACAUCCAUCCUGCCACACCGCCUCCAGCCUGUGCCCUUUUGA
Molecule: messenger RNA, 1083 nt
Organism: Callorhinus ursinus (northern fur seal)
Lineage: Eukaryota; Metazoa; Chordata; Mammalia; Carnivora; Otariidae
Source: RefSeq, a predicted model, not a curated record